UCCCUGCCCACACUCGCCCUGCAAGUCACCUCCCUCGUCAACUCAUACAUGCUCUGGAUCGGGACGACGAGGGGAGAGGAAAGUAAGAAGGCGGAGGAGGCGGUGAUGGGGGGAUGUGUGGCGAGGGAUUGGGCGUGUGCGAUGCCGCCUUUGGGGGUACGUUCCUCGGGCACUUCGCUGUUAAGGAGUUCUAGCUCUGAUGUGGCGCUGGGUAUGGCGCAGCGGUUAGCCCGCCGCACAAAUAAACAAAUCUUCCUCUCCGUCGACGUCCCACCUACGUUCCUUUCUGGAGGAGGCGGACGGACGUUGUUGGAGGUGGAGAGGGCGGCGAUUGGGGUGUUGAGGGAGUUGGAGGGG
Molecule: messenger RNA, 357 nt
Organism: Stereum hirsutum FP-91666 SS1
Lineage: Eukaryota; Fungi; Basidiomycota; Agaricomycetes; Russulales; Stereaceae
Exons: 4
Biological process (GO): proteasome assembly
Source: RefSeq, a predicted model, not a curated record